AUGUCCGAAUUGCCAAUUAAACAAGAUUGGCUGGAAAGUGCUAUUGAAGAAAAAUUUAUGAAAUGUUUUGAAUAUAAGUCUUUUAAUGAAUUUAAAAUGAUCGGUAGUGGUGGUUUUGCUACUGUGUAUAGUGCUUAUUCAAAAGAUAUUGAAAAAGUCGUAGCGUUGAAAAAGUUAAACCAUGAUCUUGCUAGUGAUAACGAAAGUUCGUUGGGUGGAGUUAAAAAUGAAAUCAAGAAUAUUACUAAAAUUAAUCAUCAUGAUAAUAUUGUUCGAUUCUUUGGAAUCACUCAAGUCUUACAUGUAACAAAAAAUGGUCGUGAAACUCCAAUUGAUGGUUCCCCUGCUGAAUUUAUUAGUCUUUAUUGUGAUGCUUGGAAUAGUGAUCCAGAUAAUCGUCCUACCAUCACUGAAAUUCGUGAUAGAUUAAAUAAUAUAAAGAUACCUGUUGAACAAAUUGAUAGUGAUCAAAAUCAUAAAAUUGAUAGUUCCCCAAAUGAAUAUCUUCCUAUAGGUUUGUUAUAUUAUAUCUAA
Messenger RNA from Cetraspora pellucida, 534 nucleotides. Lineage: Eukaryota; Fungi; Glomeromycota; Glomeromycetes; Diversisporales; Gigasporaceae. The record is from the annotation of a GenBank genome assembly.